GAUAGAUAGUUUAUCAGCACAUGUCCUCCAGAUCAUGUUAUCCGCUUACAAAUAUAGCCUGUUAGCGCACAGGCACGGCAGGCUCCGGGCAGCGCGGGCUCUUCCGGCUCCGCGGUGCUGCUCUGCGGGUGUAAACAGCGGAUUACGCGCCGACUCCGGGGAGGUGGAGGUAAUUCCAUGCUCCCAAAAUGGGACAUAAAGUGGUCGUGUUUGACAUUUCUGUCAUCAGAGCCUUGUGGGAAACUCGAGUCAGGAAGCACAAAGCUCGGCAGAAGAAGGAGGAAGAAAGGCUCGAGAAGAGUGCAUUGGAAAAGAUAAAGGAGGAGUGGAACUUCGUGGCCGAGUGCAGGAGGAAAGGCAUCCCCCAGGCCGAGUACUGCAAGAAUGGCUUCAUAGACACCAGCGUGCGGCUUCUGGAAAGGAUCGAAAAGAACACUCUCACGAGGCAGAGUUUGCUUUCCAAGGACAGCAGCAAACGGAGCAGUAGGUUUGUGUUCGAGCUCUCGGGGGAUCACUGGAAGGAGCUCCCGGAUUCGUUGAAGGAGCAGACGCACCUGAGAGAAUGGCACAUAAGCAAUACCCUGAUUCAAAUCAUUCCUACCUAUAUUGAGCUGUUUCAAGCCAUGAGAGUUCUGGAUCUGCCAAAAAACCAAAUCUCGCAUCUUCCGGCUGAAAUUGGUUGUUUGAAGAACCUUAGAGAACUCAAUGUGAGUUUCAACCAUCUGAAGAGCAUUCCCCCAGAACUGGGAGAUUGUGAAAAUCUAGAGAGACUGGAUUGUUCUGGGAAUCUAGAAUUAACUGAGCUGCCCUUUGAAUUAAGUAAUUUGAAGCAAGUUACAUUUGUAGAUAUCUCAGCAAACAAGUUUCCAAGUGUCCCGAUAUGUGUCCUGCGGAUGUCUAAUUUGCAGUGGUUGGAUAUCAGCAACAAUAACCUGAAUGACCUGCCACAAGAUAUAGACAGGCUGGAAGAACUGCAGAGCUUUCUCUUGUACAAAAACAGGCUGACCUAUCUUCCUCACUCCAUGCUUAACCUAAAGAAGCUCACCCUGUUGGUCGUCAGUGGGGACCAUCUGGUGGAGCUCCCAACUGCCCUUUGUGACUCAUCCACACCGUUAAAGUUUGUAAGCCUUAUGGACAAUCCUAUCGAUAAUACACAAUGUCAAGAUGGUGACGAAAUAAUGGAAAGUGAACAGGAUCGCCGACAUUUUGAUAAAGAAUUUAUGAAAGCCUAUAUUGAAGAUCUUAAAGAAAGAGAAUCUGUUCCCAGCUAUACCACCAAAGUAUCUUUUAGCCUUCAACUUUGAUAUCAUCCAUCAGAAGACUGCAAAAUCUCACUAUCCUGUGGAGCUUUAAAUCUUUGUGUUAGGGGUCAUGUCAUAUAGGAAUAAUGGCUUGUGCUUAAGGACAAAGUCUAGAAACCACUAUUAUAGUAGUUAAGAAAAAUGAUUUUCAAGUUUCAAAUAUAUAAAUACCUCUCUCCAUGGACUAGAGAAUUCAUAAAUUGGUUUAAAUAUUGAUAUUGACAGGUUCAUUUGCAUUCACUUGUUUCCAAACAAUGCACAUUUAAUAUAUUUUUUAAAUGUCUUAUUUUUAAAACUAUAGCUUAAAGACCAAACUCUGAAGUUGAGUGCAUUGUUUUCAGGAAUUAAGGGAUAAAGGGAUUGUGAAAAGAGCAUUUAUAUUGGACUAGUCAGAAGAGAAUUUAUUAUUUUGAAAGAGUUUUAAUUUUACUAAGAAUAAUUUUCCUUGGGCUUAUAUCAAUUGCUAUUUCCAUAUGUUUUAAAUUAUAUUUUGGCAAGUGUUGGCUCUCAGGAGAGACUUUAGGUACAAUCUGGUCCUUGAAGGUAAAAUGGCUGGAAUGUCUGCCCAUGCUUUGGGCACGAGAUGCUCAGAUGGUACGUGGGUAGCCCUAGCUGAGGAAGUGUGGGCCUGGCUGUUCAUGCCUUGAAUGGCCUGCGUGGGUGGCCAUCCUGUCCUGAGUGCCCACCUCGGGGGUCCUGGGACUGACCUCAGAGUAAAGAGCAGAAACAAUGCCCUCAGGGCCCCUUCCCUAAAGGUGGCCAUGUAGCGUAAUGGAGAGGACUAGUCUACACCAAUGAGUCCCUAGCAAGGCUUCCUUGUAGCUACCAAAGGAUGCUUCAGUCCAGAGGGCUCCCAUAGGAUGGCGUCUGACGUUGGCCAGGAUGGGAUUCAUUAUGGGGCUUUGGGCUCUUAGAUCACAUUACGUGCUUUGGAGAGAUGGUGCACAAUCUCUUAUUUUUAUACCACUGUCUUGGGCUAAAAUAAACAGGAUUGUGACUGGUGGUCUUGAAGAUAAGCUUAAACAAGGCUCCUUAAACAAGGUGACUUUGUGAGUAAGAAGGAAAAUAUGCACACAGUUACAUAUUCACAUAUGAGAGUCAACACCUCUGGGCCCUGGUGCCAUGCUGCCCCAUAGAGCCUCCUACGGCGACGGGAAUGUUCUUUGUCUGCUGUCCAGUGCGGCAACCUCCAGACACGUGGUUCUUCAGCACCUGAGCAGUGUCUGGUGUGACUGAAGAACUAAAUUUUAAAUUAAAUUUAAAUAGCCACAUUGUUCUGUCAGGCCACACUGGAGGCUGGAGUAGCCCCCAAAGUGACAGCAGGGUAAUUCCCAUUAGGGAGUGUCCCAAACUGUCCUGAGAUGGCACCUUGUCGGGGAUUCCAGAAAAAGAAGCACUAAAUGCCAGGGUGACCAGCCCAGACAUUUAUUGGGGGAACUUACCUACUGGAUGGGCUGUAGCUCCUUGUGACGGACAGUGAGACAAGGGAUGUUCUACCGAGGCACGUCCCCAGUGAGGGGGUUGGGUUAAGAGUUCAUAUGAUGGUUUGAGGAAUUUGGCUGGGGGCGGGGCUGGCUUCUGUGUUUAGCAACAUGGUUGAUCUUCCAGUGUUUCCAGCAACAGCCUAAACACCCUUAUCAGUGCCUGAGAAUGUUCAAGGCCUGGGCUUAGGUUCAAGCCUGCAGGGGAAACAUGUAGCUGGCCGGGUCCCAGAGCAGUCAAGGCCCUCUGUGUUUCUUGAUCAGCACAGAGAAAAAGCAGGGAAAACUGGGGUCCCUGCGCAUAUGUGGUCACCAUACUGGACAGCACAGUUCGGGUUUUUGGAAGUUAUUUGGGGUAGAAAUGAAGGAUGACUUUUAUUUUCUCUUGUCUGAGGAACCAGUCUGUUCUCAGGGGCAUGCAUUUUAAAAGGGUUAUUAUUGAUGCCCCAAUAUUUUGUCUUGAUGAACUUAAUGAUAGGUCUAAACAUUUUAUUCUCAACAGAUAUAAAACAGGCAGGAUGUUCUAAAACCACAUGGUAAUGCUUCAGUAGAGAAUUGCGUCAACUUAAGAUCAAACUCUGAGAAAUAGGUUAAAAGAUGAAGUGUAGGAAAAUAAGAAAUCACUUUAAUUGAACCUUAAAAAAUUAUCUUUUUCUUUUUAACACUUCAAAAGUAUAAUUCAAAUUCAUUAACUAUACGACCUGAAUGAUUUUGGAAUUUUAUUUCCUGCCAAGGUAUAUGUUAUAUAUAGCCAAAUGGAAAAUAUAUCUGAAAAAGGGGUAAGUCCACAUAAAUAGACUGUCCAUAAUUCAUGUAAAUUUUAUUAAAAUAAAAACAAUCUUUUGUGUAAAAACCUUGUCUCAGUGUCACAUAUAAAUAAAUGGAAAGAAUAUUGCAUUGAUAUAUAAUUAUUUUGUGUUACAUAAUACCCCCAAAUAUAUAUAUAAUUUGAAUGUUUGUAGAGAUACUAUUUAAUUUAUUCACAUGAAUGUAAAAAUGCAGAAAGAUUCUAAAGUAGAAUAUGCAUCUUAGUGGAAAUAUAGAGAUUUGAAAAAUUUACAUGAUGCAUAUGGACUGAUAUGUAAUUUGGAAAACAGAAUAUAUGUAUGAACAUUAAAGUAAUAUGAGUGGAAAA
Lemur catta (Ring-tailed lemur) is the source of this 3917-nucleotide messenger RNA. RefSeq names its product leucine rich repeat containing 2 (gene LRRC2). The transcript is spliced from 9 exons. Gene Ontology annotation, molecular function: protein binding. The record is from RefSeq and is a predicted model, not a curated record. Bases 189 to 1304 code for a protein of 371 amino acids. Lineage: Eukaryota; Metazoa; Chordata; Mammalia; Primates; Lemuridae.